This is a messenger RNA of Oreochromis aureus, 2316 nucleotides long. It is a transcript of the gene uap1, whose product is annotated as UDP-N-acetylglucosamine pyrophosphorylase 1. NCBI's taxonomy places the organism in Eukaryota, Metazoa, Chordata, Actinopteri, Cichliformes, Cichlidae. The coding region runs from base 164 to 1726 and encodes 520 amino acids. The transcript is spliced from 11 exons. The record is from RefSeq and is a predicted model, not a curated record. Gene Ontology annotation, molecular function: UDP-N-acetylglucosamine diphosphorylase activity. Gene Ontology annotation, biological process: UDP-N-acetylglucosamine biosynthetic process.
ACACACGCGCACACUGAUGCCACGUCAAAUGUGACGUAGCAGGAGGUGUAUUCCGGGAGGGAGGCGUAUAGUGACCAGUGCAAGCGAGUAGUCAUCGAUUGGCAUUAAUGAUCUUACACCGGAGAGGAGUCUUUGUGAGAGUUAAUUAAAAGCACAGGUGAUCAUGGACCCAAACAUCAGCGCACUCAGGCAGAAGCUGGCUGACGCCGGCCAGUCUCACCUCCUGCAGUUCUGGAACGAGCUGAGCCCUGAAGAACAGGCCGAGUUGACCCAAGAACUGGAGGGUAUGGACUUUCAGGAGAUCAACGGAUUCUUCAAGAAUGCCAUGCAGACAUCCAACAGCAGCAAACAAGGGAAGAUGGACUGCCGCAUGGAGCCGGUGCCCAGGGAGGUGCUGGGAAGUGUGACGAGAGACAGGGAGAGCGUCAAAGACUGGGAGUUGACAGGUCUUCAGUGCAUCUCUAAGAAUAAAGUGGCAGUCUUACUGCUGGCAGGAGGCCAGGGAACCAGGCUGGGGGUCUCGUACCCCAAAGGCAUGUACGACGUUGGGCUGCCGUCCCACAAAACCCUCUUUCAGAUCCAGGCUGAGCGCAUCUUGAAGCUGCAACAGCUGGCUGAGCAGACGCACAAAACCAAGUGCUGUAUCCCCUGGUACAUCAUGACGAGUGGCAGGACAAUGGAAUCCACAAAGGAUUUUUUCUCCAAACAUAACUACUUUGGCUUGGACAAGAACAGCGUCGUCUUCUUUCAGCAGGGCAUGCUGCCGGCCAUGGACUACAACAGCAAGAUCAUCCUGGAGAGCAAAGGAAAGCUCUCCAUGGCUCCCGACGGUAAUGGGGGUCUUUACAGAGCUCUCGGGAACCAGGGUAUCCUGGAUGACAUGGAGAGGAGGGGGAUUGAGUCCAUCCAUGUUUAUUGUGUUGAUAACAUUUUGGUCAAAGUGGCUGACCCUGCCUUUGUUGGUUUCUGUGUGCAGAAGGGAGCGGACUGUGGAGCUAAGGUGGUGGAGAAAACAAACCCGACAGAAGCAGUAGGCGUUGUCUGCAAGGUGGAUGGUCGUUACCAGGUGGUGGAGUACAGCGAGAUCACCCUGGCAACUGCUGAGAAGCGGGACGCCGAUGGUCGACUGAUGUUCAACGCAGGAAACGUGGCCAAUCAUUUCUUCAGUUUCUCCUUCCUCAGAGACAUAGUGCAGAAAUACGAGCCCCAGCUGCAGCACCACGUGGCCCAGAAGAAGAUCCCAUAUGUGGAUGCUCAGGGUCAACUAAUCAAACCAGAGAAACCAAACGGCAUCAAAAUGGAAAAGUUUGUCUUUGACAUCUUCCAGUUUGCCAAGAAAUUUGUUGUGUAUGAGGUGCUCCGAGAGGACGAGUUCUCCCCGCUGAAGAACGCAGACACUCAGGACGGAAAGGACACACCCACCACAGCCCGACACGCCCUCAUGUCCCUCCACCACCGCUGGGUGCUCAACGCUGGGGGACACUUCAUUGACGAGAACGGCAGACGUGUACCCGCCAUACCCAGAGACGGAGCAGCAGGCAGUGUCACAGAUGAUGGCAAGAGAAACCUGAAGGAUGGAACGGACCUGCCGAUCAAAUGCGAGAUCUCCCCACUGGUGUCGUACGGGGGAGAGGGUCUUGAGGAGCUGGUGAAGGGAAAAGAGUUUCAACCAACUCUGACGAUCGAUAAGGAAGGAGUCCACCAGCUGGUGAAGAAUGGGGUGUAAUGACUGAACGGGAGAAUGCGAGGAAGGAAACGGCCCAACUUCCCUUUAUCUCUCAUUGUAUGGGAAGAGAAACUGUGAUGUCAUCGCUGUGCAAUAACAAAUAUCACACACAUGUGUUCAAGAAAGAAGCUGUCCUGUCCAAAAUGAAUGAAUGAACAACAUGAAGUUUACUUUUUAGCACCAGGCUUUCCUUUUGCUUUGUAACUUUUUUUCUUCUUCUUUUUUUUCCUUGAACAACACUUGAACACAGCAAGAUAUGGAGUACGAAAAUCCUGUCAUACUGACAGGUCGAAGCAGGUGCAUCUAUUUAUUUUGCUUAUGAGACUUAUUUUUAUAUGUACUGAUAGAUUCUCUAUAGGUGGAAAUGGCCAUCUACUUGUUUUACCUGGUGAUUUUUUAUGCAACAGCUGAUUCAGAUGAAAUGAUCACACAGAUGUUUCCUACAAUCAAAUACGGUACAUGGUCUGGGCUGUGGGGGGUAUUUAUAAUAAUUGCUUCUUCUCUGCUUGUAAUCAGUGAAGACUGGAUGUUAUUCAGCUUUAAGAGACGCUAUGGCUCAUCUUUAUUAAAUACAUUUUCCUACUUGGAAA